AUCGUCGAGUUGUGUUAUGGGCGCGCUUGCUCGUAGAUGUUAUUCAGCUGAAAUGCUAGCUGCUGGCUUUAAAACAGUUACCUUCGAUAUCGUAGUCGUACAAUGAUAAGCAGAACAUCAUCCGCGACCUUAUGCGAUUUUGAUUUUCAUAUUUUCGCGGUUUACCGUCGUCACGGUGUUAGUUGAUAUGUUUCGUUGACACACGCGAGCACGUUUGUAGUUUUUUUUUUACCAACCAUCGUCGCCUGCCGCCUUCUUACGAGUAUUAUCUUUGGUACAUUCGAUGAAUUUUUAUGGACGGCGGUGUAUCGAUACUACUCGCUGUAGCGGUAUACGACCAAUGGUCAUUACUGCCGCUUCAUAAUCAUCUCAUUGACUGCCCUGACCAAGUCACGUGCUCUUUCGCCAUCACAAAAAAACACCGAGAUGAAAUCAUUAUCAACGUGUGAAACCAGGUGAUGGCGUAGUCACGAAUAUGGCGGAAGCGUCUACACUAUGACGCGUAUGUUUUUAUUCCUAUGCCUACUGUUUUUGCUACUGAUAGACGGUUGUUCUAUGAAUCCCGACGCCAAACGCCUUUACGAUGAUUUGCUAUCAAAUUAUAAUAAACUCGUGCGACCUGUUAUCAAUGUUACGGACGCACUUACGGUGAGAAUUAAACUGAAGUUGUCGCAGCUCAUUGAUGUGAAUUUGAAGAAUCAGAUAAUGACCACGAAUCUUUGGGUUGAACAGUCGUGGUACGAUUAUAAAUUGACUUGGGAUCCGAAAGAAUACGGUGGUGUUGAAGGACUACAUGUUCCAUCAGAUCAUAUCUGGAGGCCGGAUAUCGUUUUAUACAACAACGCUGACGGUAAUUUCGAGGUAACGCUGGAAACCAAAGCUACUUUAAAUUACACCGGUCGCGUAGAAUGGAAACCGCCUGCUAUAUAUAAAUCUUCGUGCGAAAUCGAUGUCGAAUAUUUUCCAUUCGACGAGCAAACGUGCGUUAUGAAAUUUGGAUCAUGGACCUACGACGGAUUUCAAGUGGACUUACGACACGUAGACGAAGUACAAGGAACCAACGUCGUAGAAUUGGGUAUUGACCUGAAAGAAUUUUACACGUCUGUAGAGUGGGAUGUAUUAGCAGUGCCAGCGGUCAGAAAUGAAAAGUUUUAUACGUGUUGCGACGAGCCGUACUUGGAUAUUACCUUUAACAUAACCAUGCGAAGGAAGACGCUUUUUUAUACCGUCAAUCUCAUUAUACCUUGUAUGGGAAUAUCUUUCCUUACCAUUUUGGUAUUUUAUCUGCCGUCGGAUAGCGGCGAAAAAGUCAGUUUGAGUAUUUCGAUCUUACUAUCGUUGACUGUGUUCUUCUUGCUGUUGGCUGAAAUCAUUCCACCGACUUCAUUGGUUGUGCCCCUGCUGGGCAAAUUUGUACUGUUCACUAUGAUUCUGGAUACUUUGAGUAUUUGUGUGACGGUGGUUGUGCUAAAUAUACAUUUUCGUUCACCGACUACUCACGUGAUGGCACCUUGGGUGAAGAGAGUAUUCAUACAUAUUCUUCCCAGGUUACUGGUUAUGCGCAGACCUCAGUACCACAUGGAAAGAAGAAAUUUAGUCAGCUCGUGCCAUAGAAUAAUAGUAAGGACUUGUAACGGUCUUGAGCUUCGAGAUUCACAUAAUUAUAACACCGCACCAAGUUCAGCUUCCGAAUUAUUACACAGCAGCAGUCACGACGUCUUCCCUUCGACCGAUCACGAAGAUUUACCAGUGUCGUCGAGAGAUAUGGAGAGCGCUUCGUUAAGAAGUAGUUGUCGUAUUCACGGACCUUCUCCACUGCCGCCGCCUCCAAUUCACGACGAGUCAGCUUUCGAUUGCUCUCAUCAUGUGCAUUGGCAUCAAUGCCCCGAAUUGCACAGAGCCUUCAAUGGCGUCCAGUACAUUGCCGAUUAUACCAAAAGAGAAGAAGAUGCCAACAAGAUCAAAGAAGAUUGGAAAUACGUGGCGAUGGUAUUAGACAGAUUGUUCUUAUGGAUAUUCACAUUAGCUGUGGUAGUGGGAACGGCCGGAAUCAUAUUACAGGCACCUGCCUUAUACGACGAUCGAUUACCAAUCGGCAUUCGUCUGUCAGAAAUAGCAGCCAUGACAGCCAGAACCAAUUUCAGCAGAUCUAGGAAUAUUCCUUAACUCAAAUCUACCCUACGCAUUUGCUCAACGUAUCAGUUAGGCGCGAUUCUUUAAAUACGUACGUACAAAUAUUUUUCUUCAGCAGCAAAAUUACGAUUACUGUACGACAAGUCGACAACUACCUACUCGUUGUGCAGAGCAACCAGAUGAACUACCCCUAAAUGGCUGCUCAACUGAAUCAAUGCUCUCGAAUCGUUCAUUCUCUUUACCUCCCUUCUUCAUCUUUUACGUACAUAUUUUCUCAAAUUCAUUUUCAACGUAAUUGUAAUUUUCCUCGUUUCUAUAAACCUCUACUUCAUUCAUUUAUUUACCUAUUUUAAUUAAGUUUUCGUCUAUUUAUUAUUAUUAAUUUUUUUUAAAAUAUUGAUUGUUAUCGUUUUAUAUUCGCGUCAAUGACGCGUGAUCGUUCUAUUUUUACGAAUAUUAACGACGAAUAUGAAAUACCUAGUUACCUAAUUACCUACCUUAUUUCAUAUUACUACAAUUGUUAAGCUGUUGCAAUAAAAAAUCAAUCUAUUUUGUAGUGAGUAUAGGUGCUCGAAUGUGGCAUUACGUAUGCUACGUUGUAGAGUUCUCAAAAAUAUCGAGUGUUCUUUCUGACCUGACAACGUAGCGGAAAAAGAUGGGAUCUGAUCGGGUCUGAACAGAUCUUAUCUGAUCAAAAUUUUAAUCUGAUUGGAUUUAAUUGGAUUUGGGGAAAUCUCCGGAUGAUGCCGGAUCUGAUCAGAUCUCCCUAGUUGGGUCUCAUCAGAUCUGUAUAGAUCUCAUGUAAUUAAUCCAAAUUCAGAUCAGCGGUUUGAUCAGAUUACAAUCUAUUCAGACCUGAUGACAUUCAAUUUUUUUUUUUUUUUUGAAAAACACACUUGAUAAAGUUUUUGGUUACAAUUUUUGUCAAGAUCAAUGCCGAACACUUCCAGUCAUUCUCUAUAAAAAUUUGACCUCGUUACUAUUUUUUUUAAUUUCAUAAAAGUCUGCGUAACCGCAUAAGGCACUCCAUUUUUUUUGAGGACUCGGUAUUUUUAUGUGUAUUAUAUUACUUGGGUACCUAUGUGUAUCUUUUAUCAUUGCUUAGUCCCUUUUCUUCCUUUUUUUAUACUCGAUUGGUUGUAAAAACAUUUUCUCAGAGUAAAAAUUAAACUUUGAAAAUGAAAAAUAAUGAUCACACGAAUCGCAAACAAAAGUAAAAACAACCCAGGGAAACUGAAUCUCAUUUGACCAAAAUUUUAAUUUAUAGAUGAAAUCAGAAUCAAGUGAUUGAAUUUGAUCAGAUCAAGAAAUGAACCAUAGCUGACAAUAUCUGAUUUGAUAUGUGCUUAACAACCCGGAAAACCGAUAGGAUCUGAUCAGAUUUAAUCAGACUUGACUUGACAGCUAGUGAUCAGAUCCCAGUUCUUUUCUUGUAAAUUGUGCUGCAGAAUUUCCUGUUUUUCACAUGAAAAUAUCACAAAAAUGUAUUGAAACUGAUGAAACACCCGAGCUCAACUUUUCAAUACCUACACUUAACGAAGUGCAUGUUUAAAAGCAUUCCUAUCAAAUUUUUCUUGUUCUUGUUCAGCUGGUGUCAAGUGGGUACUUUCAUAAAAGUUUCGGGCCAUACUCAUUUUCACCGUGUGAUAAUUGAAUACCCAUUAAAUUCAUUUUCAUCGUUACCUAUCCAUAUUUUCGGUUAAAUAUUUUAUAAGCACAUCGAUUAAUACAUAAGCUUAGAUAGUCUGUAGAAUAUUCACAAAAUUACCUACUCGUACUGGUCCUCUUUUAAAGAAAACAUAUUUUCACCUUUUCUUAAUUAGUUAAGCAGCGAGAAAGAUGCUUUGUCACGCCAAUACCUGCCUAUAUUUUUGCAAGCUAUAAGAACAUGGGUCUGUUUUAGUAUGUACUCUUGCGGUUUAUCCUGAAUUUUUAUUCAUUUAUUUUUUCUGUUGUAACUAAACUGAAAAAUUGUCUUGAUUUUUUUUUUAUCACAAGUUACAAAUUGCAUUUACAGUGUUAUUACCGUACAGAAUGUUGUAAAUACGGUAUACUUUACCAAUGUAUUAUUAUAUGUACAUAAGUUAAUGGUAUUUAAGCAGUGUUAUUUGUGUAUAAGUAGGUAGGUACCUGGUACCUGUGUUGAGUGAAAAAUCAAAAUAAGCAAAGUUGGGGUUGGUAAUUUCCAAAGAGGAUGCGAACUUUUGAAAUAGGUAUUCACAAUUUACUGCGUUAUUUUGAUCUUUCAUUCUGUUAUGUCUACAUUAUGUACCAACUCGGAGGAAAUACAUAAAUAGGAUCUGAUCUUUUCUGAACAGAUAGAAUUUAAAAACUGAUCAAAACUCUGAUUUGAUUAGAUGAUUAGAUAUGGCCUGCAGUUGAAUUUGAAUCAGAGGAAUGCCCGAUUCUGAUCUUAUCUUAUCUGAUCUAAUCUGAUCAAACUAGUAUGAUCAGAUCAAAUUGGGUUUCCCUUAUCAGAUCUGAACACCCUGAUUUGAUUAAAUGAUUAGAUAUGGCCUGCAGUUGAAUUUGAAUCAGAGGAAUGUCCAAUUCUGAUCUUAUCUUAUCCGAUCAGAUCUGAUCUAAUCCGAUCAAACUAGUAUGAUCAGAUCAAAUUGGGUUUCCCUUAUUGGACCUUAUCAGAUCUGAACUCCUUGAUUUGAUUAGAUGAUUAGUUAUAGCCUGCAGUUGAAUUUUAAUCAGAGGAAUGCCCAAUUCUGAUCUUAUCUUAUCUGAUCAGAUCUGAUCUAAUGUGAUCAAACUAGUAUGAUCAGAUCAAAUUGGAUUUCCCUUAUCAGAUCUGAACACCCUGAUUUUAUUAAAUGAUUAGAUAUGGCCUGCAGUUGAAUUUGAAUCAGAGAAAUGUCCAAUUCUGAUCUUAUCUUAUCUGAUCAGAUCUGAUCUAAUCUGAUCAAACUAGUAUGAUUAGAUCAAAUUGGGUUUCCCUUAUUGGACCUUAUCAGAUCUGAACACAUCUAGGUAAUUCGAUCAAAAAACUGAACUCUGAUCUGAUUAGUUGGUUAGAUCUGAUCUGCAGGUGAAUUUGAUCUGAUCCGAUUUGAUUUGAUCUGAUCCGAUCCGAUCUAAUCUAAGUCUGAUCAGAUCAAAUUGGAGUUACCUUGUUGGACCUUAUCAGAUCUGAACACAUCUAAUUCGAUCAAAACCGAACUCUGAUCUGAUUAGACGGGGAUCUGGUCAAAUCAAAUUGAAUGCAUGGGAAUUCCCAUUAUAUGUAUUAUUCUCUCAGAUCCUAUCAUUUUCCUCUGGGUAUGUGUACUGGGAGGGGGGGGGGUUGUGCGGUGGCAGAUAUGAGAUAAUUAAAUAGGUAUGUAAUUUGUUAAAGUAGAGUGUGAAAUUUACAUGUCAAUGGUUCUUGAUGUUUUGUAUGUAUGUGCCAUUGUACGUGUAGAUAUUCACUUUGUAUGGAUUACUAGCAAAAUGUGUCUUUUAAUAUUAUACUCUUUGAUUGACAUAGGUACCUACAUAUUAGGGACAAUUGAGGGUGAUCUCAAUUCAUGGUCAGGUAUGCCAAAUUUGAAGCAUUAUGGGAUGUAUAUGUUACAUCAAACUGCUUGAGUGUUAAUUUCAUAUAUUCGUUGAAGGGAGCUGUUGCCUAAUUAAUGCACUUUUCUUAUCUAAAAUAGUUUCAAUAUUAGGUAUUUUUUUAAAAUCAGGAUAGAACUACUCAUGGGUAAAAGAUGGGGAUCUGAUUAGAUCAGGCGAUUGACUGUACCUACCUGAGCAGUGAGCAGUUUAGAUUCGAUAUGUGCUAAUCUGAACAGGUCAAACAUCUAUCCAGGGAUAAGUGACCCAAUUCGAUCAGAUCGGUUUGAUCAGAUCAGAUCAGCAUUUUUUUCAGACCAGUUUGAUUUGAUCAGAUCCAAUCCGAUCUGAGCAUUCUCUAGAUUCAAUUUGAUCUGAUUUAGAUCAGUUUGAUUAGACCUGAUCAGAAUUGUACACACAGCUACAGUUGACAUGAUCAGAUCAGAUGUGAACAUUCCCCGGAUGCAAUUUGAUCUGAUCAGGUCUAAUCAAGUUAGUUUUGAUCAUAAAUACUAUCUUUUCAGAGCUGAUCAAAUAUGAUUAUUCUCCCCUGAGCAUUUUUUUAAAAAUUGAAUUGAAAUUAAAAACUCCUGCAAUUAUUAUUUUCUUUGCGAACGUACCUACCUAACUUUGAAGAAACAUUUUUAAAUGCUGUAAAAGAUAGAAACACAUUUGAUGAUAGCACGAUUUAGAUGUAACAUAAUAUUGAUGCAUAGAGAUUACAUACGUAUUAAUUGCGUCUGUAAAGUGUAAAAUGUAUUAGCUAUAAUAGCUAGUCUGGUGAUUUAUUGUUGAAUUAUAUAAGGAAGAAAUGAAAAAAGUAUUCAAAUGUUACCAUUAAUAGUUUAGUGUGUAUUUAUAUUCUGCAUUAUUGUAUCAUACGUGUAUUAUGUACUGGGUUUUUUCGUGUGCGUUUGUAGGUUGUGAGUAUUCUUAUAUACGAGUACAUACCUAUAUUGAGCACUUUGCCCAUGGUUCAAAUACCUACCUACAUAAUAAUGCAUCAAUUAGAGAAUGCAGUUUACUUGUACGUAGACCUAGGUAUCCAUAUCUAAUGGUUGUACUUACAUUACGUGCUCUAUUGAGAAUUGGUUAAGAUAGGUCGGGGUUGAAAUCAGACCUUUUUUUGACUCCAUUUGAUCACAUCUACUCGUAGGAUUCGGCUCGUUUGACCAAAAGGUUUGUCAAAGUUUAUUUUUGUUUUUAAUUAGAUCAAGUAUGUAUCAAAGUCGAAUCAGUGAUGAAUUUCAUCGUCAAAAUCAAAAUGAUUAUGAACUGAUUAUAAUAAUUUAAUCGAAAUUGUAUUACAAGUGCUUAAAUAUGAGCCAAACUCAAAAUUUCAAUUUUAUAAAAAUUUGAUCGAGUCGCAAAAAAAAGAAUCGAAUUUUCAACCCUGAAUUAAGUACCUACUUAGGCGUGUUUGGUCCGAAUAUUAGGUUGUUUAGCCUAAUGAAAAGUAAAAUUUAUCUAUUUCCUCUUAAUUACCAUAUACAUAAUUAUUUUAUUUGUACUUGUACCAUGUAAACCGAAUUCAAACGAAAGAUUUUAUUUAAUUUGUCAUCAUUCUCUUAAUUUAUACCAAUAUUGCUAUAAUCUAUGUUGAUCGCGUAUGAGUAAUUUUGAAAAUUAAGUUUUACAAUACUCGUUAAAACGUGUUAAUGUUUAAUAAAAUCUGUUUUUUCUAACUUGA
Planococcus citri (citrus mealybug) is the source of this 7366-nucleotide messenger RNA. Its product is annotated as acetylcholine receptor subunit alpha-like. NCBI's taxonomy places the organism in Eukaryota, Metazoa, Arthropoda, Insecta, Hemiptera, Pseudococcidae. Gene Ontology annotation, molecular function: transmembrane signaling receptor activity; acetylcholine-gated monoatomic cation-selective channel activity. Gene Ontology annotation, cellular component: synapse; neuron projection; postsynaptic membrane. The record is from RefSeq and is a predicted model, not a curated record. The transcript is spliced from 13 exons. Gene Ontology annotation, biological process: nervous system process; regulation of membrane potential; signal transduction. The coding region runs from base 496 to 2166 and encodes 556 amino acids.